AACUUGCCCAGGCGGCGGCCCAGCGCGGUCCCGGGGAGUGGGUGAGUGAGGCAGCUUGCCGCCGCACCAUGCUGGUUCUGGGCUCGCUGGUGCUGCCAUCUGUCCGAGCCGGGCAGGGGAGAAUGCCAGGAGCUCCGGAGCGACCGCGGCAGUAGCAGCAGCAGCAGCAGGAUGGCGGUGACAGCCCCUGCCGCUGGUGGCGGCGGCUGCGGCAGCAGAAGGGACCGGACUGCCUCGGGCCAGCGCCAGGGGGGCUUCUGCCUGGCGCCGGCGGAGGCUGCGGUGCUCCUGACCGCGGUCUGCUGUCUGUGUUACGGAAACUCUCUGCGGGGCGAGUUCGUGCACGACGACGUGUGGGCAAUUGUGAACAACCCAGAUGUUCGGGCGGCUGCCCCUCUGGGCUGGGGCAUGUUCGCCAACGAUUUCUGGGGCAAGCGCAUGGCCGAAAAUACGAGUCACAAGUCCUACCGCCCUCUCUGCAUCCUCACCUUCAAGAUAAAUGUAUAUUUGGCUGGAAUGAACCCAUUUUAUUUCCAUGCAGUAAAUAUAAUUUUACACUGCUUGGUGACUCUGGUAUUGAUGUACACAUGUGAUAAAGUUGUCUUCAAGGACCAUCAACUUGGUUUUGUUACUGCAUUGAUUUUUGCUGUGCAUCCCAUUCACACAGAGGCGGUGACUGGCAUCGUGGGCAGAGCAGAUGUAUUAGCUUGUUUGCUAUUUCUAUUGGCCUUUCUCUCCUAUAAUAGGAGCAUGGAUCUGCUUUACAUUGGGGAAUGUAUUUCUCCUACAACUUCUCCAUUCUUUCUGCUGCUCAGUUUGUUUCUGGGGACCUGUGCAAUGUUGGUUAAAGAGACGGGAAUCACUGUGUUUGGAGUAUGUCUAGUAUAUGAUCUUUUUUCCCUCCCUCAUAACAGAGGUAAAUGGAGUAAUUACGAAGGGCAACAAUGGAUUUCUCAGCAGCCUGUAAUCUCUCAACUUGCCUUGCUAUCCUCCUCUCAAAAGGAAAAUGCAAAGCCAUAUUCCAAAGGGACAUGGAACUCAUGCUCUUCCCUAUUGCCUACUGAGCAGAAGAAUGUAAGACUCUCUAUGUCCAGACCAGCAGUAUGGACCAUUCUGAGGUACCUGACUACAAACAGCAAGCAGAAUUUCCUAUAUGCUACAAAGCCAUUUUUAAAAAGAGCUACUUUGGUCAUAAGCUAUGUGAUUGUGACUUUAUGUUUUCGUAUGUGGAUAAUGGGAGGAUCCAUGCCAUUGUUCUCGGAGCAAGAUAAUCCGGCUUCUUUUUCACCUUACAUUCUUACAAGGUUCCUUACAUAUUCCUACCUUCUGGCUUUCAACAGUUGGUUACUUCUGGCACCAAUUACUUUAUGCUAUGACUGGCAAGUUGGAAGUAUUCCUCUGAUAGAGACCAUAUGGGAUAUACGAAAUUUAGCCACCCUUCUCCUGGUUGUGGUGAUGCUGUUUCUGAUUCUACAUUGCUUAACGGCAUUUAAGAAUCUGGAGCAGAAUGAAGUUUUAGUUGGUUUGCUUUUCCUGAUUUUCCCAUUCCUCCCAGCCAGCAACCUCUUCUUCAGUGUGGGUUUUGUGGUGGCAGAAAGAAUUCUGUAUAUGCCUAGUAUGGGCUAUUGCAUCCUUUUUGUCCAUGGGUUAAACAAGCUCUAUUCAUGGUUAAAUCGAUGUGGCACUACCACCUUGAUGAUGUCAACAUUGUUGCUACUGCUGCUUUUCUCCUGCAAAACUGUGAAACAGAAUGAAAUUUGGUUGUCAAGAGAAUCUCUCUUCAGAUCUGGAGUUGAAACUUUGCCCCAUAAUGCUAAGGUGCAUUACAAUUAUGCUAAUUUCUUGAAAGAUCAAGGUCGUAAUGAAGAAGCUAUCUACCACUACAAAACUGCCCUCAAGUUGUAUCCCCAUCAUGCAAGUGCCCUGAACAACCUUGGAACAUUGACCAAAGACAGGACAGAAGCAAAGGAAUAUUAUAAAAAGGCUCUACAACUAAAUCCACAGCAUAACCGGGCUCUUUUCAAUCUCGGAAACCUAUUAAAGUCUCAAGGGAAAAAAGACGAAGCUAUCAUCUUUUUAAGAGACUCUAUCAAAUUUGGUCCAGAGUUUGCAGAUGCCUACUCAAGCCUAGCUUCAUUGUUGGCUGAACAGGAAUUAUUUCAGAAAGCUGAGGAAGUUUAUCAGGCCGGAAUUAAGAACUGUCCAGAGAGUUCUGACUUACAUAACAAUUAUGGAGUUUUUUUAGUGGAUACUGGGACUCCAGAAAGUGCAAUAUAUCACUACCAACAAGCCAUUCAACUUAGCCCACAUCAUCAUGUGGCUAUGGUUAACCUUGGUAGACUCUACAGGUCUUUGGGAGAGAACAAAGAAGCUGAAGAAUGGUACAAACGGGCCUUGGAUAUAACACAAACAGCUGAAAUACUGUCCCCUCUGGGAGCACUAUAUUACAAUACUGGCAGGUAUGAAGAAGCAUUACAGAUUUACCGUGAAGCUGCAGCACUCCAGCCUUCAGCUAAGGAAAUCCAGCUGGCUCUGGCUCAGGUUUUGGCCAUGAUGGGGCAGACAGAAGAAGCUGAAAAAAUGACCAACCAUAUUGUGUCGGAAGAGGCUGGAUGCCUGGAAUGUUAUCGUCUGUUGUCAGCAAUCUACAGCAAGCAAGAACAUUAUCCCAAAGCACUAGAAGCUAUAGAUAAAGCUCUCCAGCUAAAGCCAAAGGAUCCUAAAGUCAUUUCUGAGCUUUUCUUCACAAAAGGAAACCAACUAAGGGAACAGAAUUUUCUUGAUAAAGCAUUUGAGAGCUAUCAAGUAGCUGUACAACUGAACCCAGAACAAGCACAGGCCUGGAUGAACAUGGGUGGAAUUGAACAUAUCAAGGGAGACUAUGUUUCUGCAAGAGGCUAUUAUGAGAAAGCCUUACAACUGGUUCCAAAUAGCAAGUUGCUGAAGGAAAAUCUGGCCAAAUUGGAUCGAUUAGAAAAACGAUUACAGGAAGUUUCAAGAAAAAGAUCAGAUACAGUAGCACUUUGACUACUUGGGAUAAUUUGAGCUCCCUGGGAGAGGGGAAAUUAUGGGAGGCUUCAUUUUCACACCAGUGGAGACCAAAUUUGUGUCAAGCUCAGCAUACAGAAAAAUGCUUAUGGGUACAUCCACUGCUAACACAAUGAAUGCAAUGACAUUUAUAUUUUCAUAGAUCAUAAAGAUUGAUCAAGGUCAAAGAGAAAUAAUAAGGAAAUAGCCUCAUUAUAAUCAAUUUUAUGUUUGGGUUAGCUCUAGAGAUCCUUCCAAAUAUUGUUCUAUGAAUUUUGAAAUCCCAAAUCUUUUCUUAAAUUACCAUAGGGUAAUUUACUUAAUCCUGAGGGCCAGUGUGAGAUUAUCUGCAACCUUGGAAAAGAGAGUGGUAAUAAAUAUUUGGAACCUUAGAGCAUAGGUAUAAAAGGAUAAUAUGAGAGAGAGAGAGAGAGAGAGAGAGAGAGAGAGUGAGAAUGACCUUCUCUUAUAUAUAAUUUUUUUCAUCCUCAUAUAAUUUAUAAGGAAAGUCACUAGAAUUAUCCUUGACAAGUGUUACUUGUAUAUUUUAAUAUCAUUAAACAUAUGAUAACUUUUAUAAUACUUCCCCUCUAAUAAUUUAACAGAGGUAUUAAAAUUACAAAUGUUAUUCUCAUUGAGAGGUUAUCAUAUCUAGUUAUCCCCAGGUCUACCUGAUUACAUUCUGUCCAUUUUCUUACCACUCCACUGUGAGUACCUUCUUCCCUUUCUACCUCUUUAGCCUGGACACAGUAAUGAAAUCAACACUACCAUUUUUGGAAAGGGUAUGUCAAAUCAAUUGCCCCAUGUUUCCAUUCACUGUUCUUAUGAUUUUCCAAAUGAAAAAAACCUCAUAUGUGGCCCCUACUUCCAUAUAUAUCAUGUAUAUGUGUAUAUAUAAAUAUGAUAUAUGAUAUAUAUUUAAAAUAUGAUAGAAAUGAUAUAUCUAUUUCACAUAUAGCCACAUUAUAAAGAUAUAUUGUAUGAUAUAGAUAUGUUAUCUAUCAUGUGUAUCAGUAUAAAUUAUCUUUCUCUAUUUGAAUGUAAUCAUGGUCCUUAAGGAUAGAGAUCAUCUUGCUUUCUGUAUUUUUAUCCCCAGAACUUAAUACAAGUGGCUUGCACUUACUAAACACUUAAUAAAAGGUUUUAUAUUCAUAAUUAAUUAAUUCUCCCAAAUAUUGAUAUUUUGAUGGAAAAAGCAGUGUAAUUUCUCAAGACAGUUAACAAUAUAAAUGAAUAGUAGUUUAUUAGCUUAACAUUGGAUAUUCUAAGUCUCAUUAUUUUUGAGGGGAAAAGUAAAGUACUGAGAAAAAAAUUUUUAUAGUCAAGCACAAAAAUAUUUUUUAAAAAUCUUUAGAGAACUCAAUUCAUUUAUUAAUGUUAGUGAAGCCCUAUGCCUAGGACAUGAAGUAAAUUGGACCCAAGGGCCUUGGUUUAUUUAUUUUAGAAAUGUAUUUUUGGUUGUUGAACUUUCUUGAAAAAUACAAAGUAUGUUUUGUUUCAGUGACUAUGAGAGACAGUCUAAAUUGCUGAUUCAAUUCAACACAUCUUUUUUCUAAGUGAAAGUGGAAGUAAAAUGAAACUCACAAUUUGGACUUUUAGUUUUGAGUGUAAUUUAUUUUAAAUUUAUAAUAAAAUAUUUAAUACAUGUAUGUA
Molecule: messenger RNA, 4680 nt
Organism: Sarcophilus harrisii (Tasmanian devil)
Lineage: Eukaryota; Metazoa; Chordata; Mammalia; Dasyuromorphia; Dasyuridae
Gene: TMTC1
Product: transmembrane O-mannosyltransferase targeting cadherins 1
Exons: 20
Coding region: 172-3027 (951 amino acids)
Biological process (GO): RNA processing; protein O-linked glycosylation via mannose
Molecular function (GO): mannosyltransferase activity; protein binding
Source: RefSeq, a predicted model, not a curated record